ACUCUAUUGUUGAAUCUUUGUUGCAUCGCAUUCCAUUAUUUAUUUACUGGUACACUAUGAAAAAGAAUGCGAUACGGUAAUUUUGGAAAAGCAGCAAUCAGUAUUUACUUAUAAGAUUAAUAACUGAAUUCAUAAAUUUUAUUUGCGUUAGCUCCUGCCGUUUGCUUUACUUUAUACAUGUUAUUUAGAAGAACUCCGCAGCUGUUGGUUGUAUCUCUGGAUUUUCACGCACCACAGUCUCAUCAGUGUCCAGAGGCUUUGUGUAGCUAACCCUAUUCCUAGUGGAGGAUUUAAUAAUCAAUUAACUGCAUAAGGAGGGCAAUUUUUAACUGGUGAGAUACUCUGAGAAGAAAACUCACUUGAUGUCUCCUACCCACAGAGUGAGGGGGCUAAACAUAACAGUGCUGCAUAAACAAGAACUAAUUACUGGUGAAAUACAUAAAGCAGAACAUUAAACUUGUUGCCCCCUAUCUACCUAGUGGGGGGCGAAAAAUAACUACCGCAUAAGUAUGAAAUAGAGCCACAUCUAUUAAGGAGAAAAGCCACUCUGUGUGUAAUAUAUCCAAUACAAUUUGUUUAGACAUAAGUUGAGAAAAACAUUCACUUGGUGCCUAUACUACAAAUAUUGAGGCAGCAUUAGCAAGAAAAGAUAGUCACUGGUGGUAAUAUUCAGCGAAACACCUUGAUUUCUCACAUAUCCUAUAGGAGGCCCCAGUCUUCAAAACUCAGUACAAUAUAAGCUAGAAAAAAUUGUAACUGGUUUAACAGCACACGCUUGACAUUUCCAAUCCACCUUAAAAUAUGAGUACCGCAUAAGCUAUUACUAUCAGUGACAUAAGCUGAGCAAAACACACACUUAUUUGAAAUACCAGGACCGCAUAAGCAAAAAUAAUUAGUUUCACGUGAGUUUACACGUUGAUUGCCCCCAUCCUAGAAGCAAGGUCUUGUAAUCCUAGUUAAUCAAAAACAAGCAUAAUUACUGGUGGCAAGUACAGCGAACUACUCAAAGAUGGAGGAACAAUCUAAGGAUCCUUUGGAAACUAACAGCCCCAUAGAACCGAAAGAGGAAGUGAUUGAUGACAUAUACAUAACAGAUGAAUGCAAAGACAACAAAGACCUUAUCGUACCCAAGGAGGAGUUAUCAGAAUUUGACACGUCCGAGGAUGAAUCCACAAGUACAGUUUUGAGACCUAUCAAAACAGAAACAACAUUGAGUAGGGAAAUAGUCCGAUUGCAAAAAGAAUUGAAGUCCAAUAAAGAAGACACAUCUUUGAUGGACGAUGCAGCGCCUGUGGGACCCAUCGAAGAAGUGUAUAUCAAAGCGGAGCCGGUCGAUGAGGCUAGUGUCCCCCCAGAGCCAAGCUCAUUGUCAUACGGGCCUUCCCUGCCGGAGCAAUGUCCACCGACUCAAAGCGGCCGAGCUCUCCGGAAAACGUAUUCAUGCAAUGUUUGCGGAAAAACUUGUAAAUACAGGAGUGUUUUAGAUGUACACAUGCGUGUUCACAGCGGAGAGAAAAAGUAUUGUUGCGUCAUAUGUCAGGCGAGGUAUAAAAACAAAGGUCACCUGACCGCUCAUGUCAGGACGCACACUGGGGAAACGCCAUUCGCUUGCGACGUGUGCCCCGCCAAGUUUAUAAACAGAAGCAAAUUAAAAUAUCAUUUUAGGACGCAUACUGACGAAAAGCCAUAUACGUGUGAUUAUUGCAAGGCUAAAUUCAGACGCAAUUCCGAUUUGAAUAUUCACGUCCGGCUACACACCGGCGAGACGCCGUAUUCUUGUGACAUAUGUCAGGCUACGUUCACGUCCAGAAACAAACUGAAUUAUCACUCAGCGACACAUAGAGAGGUAGUUUAUUCAUGCGAUGAAUGUCAGGCGACAUUUAAAACCAAAGUUCAUUUAAAUAAUCACGUCAGGACUCACACUAGAGAGAGUACUUUCUCGUGCGAUCAGUGUCAGGCUAAAUUUGUGCGGAAGUUUGAUUUGACACUACACGUCAGGUCGCACGCCGGGAACGGAGCGUAUUCUUGUGAGUUAUGUCAGACUAAAUUUGCUUCCGCGGUUGAAUGGAAGAAACAUGUAAGGACGUUUGUGUCGCGUGGUAGUGACGUGGUGCGCUUUUGUAGUUAUUUAAGUGUUUGAAUUAAAAUAAUCUUUUACUUCUCACGUUCCCAAAGUCGUAGUUUAGACUAUUUUUAGCGAAAAAAACCAAGCCGUUUUGUGCACUUGAGUCGCCAUUCUAGCACCUUAAGACCCCAACGUCCAUUGGUUCUCCGAGCUAUUAUUAUCAUUAUUAAAACUCUUUAUUUGUAUACCACAACA
Molecule: messenger RNA, 2320 nt
Organism: Pararge aegeria (speckled wood butterfly)
Lineage: Eukaryota; Metazoa; Arthropoda; Insecta; Lepidoptera; Nymphalidae
Product: zinc finger protein 73-like
Exons: 4
Coding region: 1010-2140 (376 amino acids)
Biological process (GO): regulation of transcription by RNA polymerase II
Molecular function (GO): DNA-binding transcription factor activity, RNA polymerase II-specific; RNA polymerase II cis-regulatory region sequence-specific DNA binding
Source: RefSeq, a predicted model, not a curated record